UCCAAAAAUUUAGGAACUUCAACUAUGACUUUAAAUGGGCGUCUUGAAAUCAGCUAUGUGUGCACUUCGCCCAAUCUCAACAAAGUAACCCAAUUGCCACAUUAAAUUCAAAAGCCCAAAUAUGGAUCCAAAUUAAUGUACAUCUUUUGAUCUGCUUCUCACAGAGUGCCCCUCGACAAACAAUGUUUCUUAGAGCUAAACUCCAACCAUGUAAAAUCUCCCGCUUUUUCUCAAUUGAAGCAACAAAACAGGCUUUCAAUAAUCAACAAGGAUAUUCUCCCAUUACUCAACAACUCUUACGCCUCUUAAAAAAAUGCAUAACAAUCAAACAAGUCCAACAAAUUCAUACCCAAAUGUUAAUUUACUCUAUAGAAAAAGCCAACUAUUUGCUCUCAAACAUUAUAGACCUCAAAUAUUUCAACUAUGCUACUCUUCUUUUUUCACAUAUUCAUAGCCCCAAUGAGUAUGCUUUUAAUAUAAUGAUAAGAGGGCUAACUACAACAUGGCAAAAAUUUGAUCUUUCUUUGGAACUUUACUACAAAAUGAAGUCUUUAGGCUUGAAAACUGAUAAUUUCACUUAUCCUUUUGUGUUUAUGUGUUGUGGGAAUCUUUUAGCAGUGGAACUUGGUAAAUUAGCUCAUUGUGAGGUGGUGAAAAAUGGGUUGUUUGUGGAUUUUCACGUUGGUCACUCCUUGAUUACUAUGUAUUCAAGAAUUGGGAAGAUGGGUUUUGCAAGGAAAGUGUUUGAUGAAAUGUCGCGCAGAGAUUUGGUUUCGUGGAAUUCAAUGAUUUCAGGGUAUGCUCAAACGGGUUGCUCGAGAGAGGCAGUGGGAUUGUUUAUGGAGAUGAGGAAUGAGGGGUUUGAACCUGAUGAGAGGACACUUGUGAGUGUUCUUGGGGCAUGUGGUGACUUGGGGGAUGUGAAUUUGGGAAAUCAGGUAGAGGAGUACGUUGUGGAGAAGAGAAUGGAGCUGAAUUCUUUUAUGGGUUCUGCUUUAAUUAACAUGUAUGGGAAAUGUGGAGAUUUGGUUUCUGCUAGAAGGAUCUUUGAUGGCAUGAAGAAGAAAGAUGUGAUUACUUGGAAUGCGAUGAUUUCAGGGUAUGCACAAAAUGGGUUGUCCGAAGAAACAAUCUCUUUGUUCAAUGCCAUGAAGGAGACAGGAGUUAACCUAAAUAAUAUCACGCUGGUAAGUGUUCUUUCUGCAUGUGCUUCAAUUGGAGCCUUGGAUGUUGGAAAAUGCAUUCAUGACUAUGCGUCAAGAAGAGGUAUAAAGCAUGACAUAUAUGUAGCUACGGCCUUAAUUGAUAUGUAUGCAAAAUGUGGCUAUCUGGAUGAUGCAUAUCAAAUUUUUGAAAGCAUGCCUAGAAAAAAUGAGGUCUCUUGGAAUGCAAUGAUCUCUGCUCUUGCCUUUCACGGAAGAGCACAAGAGGCGUUAUCCCUGUUUGAGCGCAUGUCACUCAAGAGUAGUGAUUCCCGCCCUGAUGAUGUCACAUUUGUUGGAGUACUCUCCGCAUGUGUACAUGCAGGAUUGGUUGAUGAAGGCAGGCGCUUGUUUGAUCUAAUGAGUUCAUCGUUUGGAUUGGUUCCAAAAGUUGAGCAUUACUCUUGCAUGGUUGACCUUUUGUCUCGUGCUGGUCGUGUAUAUGAGGCAUGGGAGUUUAUCGAGAAGAUUCCUCAAAAGCCAGAUGAGAUUUUACUUGGAGCAUUGCUUGGUGCAUGUCAAAAGCUGAAAAAUAUUGAUGUUGGGGAACGAGUGAUGCAGCUACUUCUGGAGAUGGAACCAUCGAAUUCGGGUAAUUAUAUAAUAUCAUCAAAGAUAUAUGCAAAUCUCAGAAGGUGGGAUGAUUCAGCAAGGAUGAGACAAUUAAUGAGACAGAAAGGUGUUACUAAAAUUCCAGGUUGUAGCUGGAUUGAGAUGGAUUCUCAACACGUUGAAUUUCGUGCUGGCAGUUCAUCCCAUCCAAUUGCAGAUGAGAUUCACCAGGCACUUGACUUGUUGUAUGAGGAGAUGGCUAUAGAAGGUUAUGUUCCAAAUGUGAAUCUUGUAUAGAAAGGUGAGGAUGAAGAUAUUUUAAUUCUUGUUAUGCUAAUCAGGUGGAACCUCAACAUAUUUAUAAAGAGAGAAAACUACGAGAAAAGAAAAGAGAAAAGGUAGGCAUUGAACUAAUGAAAA
Messenger RNA from Nicotiana tabacum (common tobacco), 2174 nucleotides. The record is from RefSeq and is a predicted model, not a curated record. Lineage: Eukaryota; Viridiplantae; Streptophyta; Magnoliopsida; Solanales; Solanaceae.